This is a messenger RNA of Pollicipes pollicipes, 1107 nucleotides long. RefSeq lists its product as uncharacterized. Gene Ontology annotation, molecular function: ligand-gated sodium channel activity. Gene Ontology annotation, cellular component: plasma membrane. Gene Ontology annotation, biological process: sodium ion transmembrane transport. The record is from RefSeq and is a predicted model, not a curated record. NCBI's taxonomy places the organism in Eukaryota, Metazoa, Arthropoda, Thecostraca, Pollicipedomorpha, Pollicipedidae. The transcript is spliced from 2 exons. The coding region runs from base 1 to 1107 and encodes 368 amino acids.
AUGGACUCCAGCCCGCUGCGCACCGUCUUCUACGCGGCCAUGCUCACCGGCUGCGCCGUCGUCUGCCUCCUGCAGUGCGUCACCCAGUUCAACCUGUACUGGAGUGAGCCGGCCGCUAUGACCGUCACCAUCCAGAAGGGCGAGAGGGUGCUGUUCCCGGCCUUCACCGUCUGCUCCUCGCGCAAGUUCAGCCGCAGUCGAGUCCAGGCCAUGGGGCUGCUCAACAAGCGCGGCACCAACGUCGACUGGAACCGCUUCCCGGCCAACGAGUCGGUGGAGGCGUUCUGGCUGGAGGCCGGCACGCACCUGGAUGAACUGAUCAACGUAUACUUCCAUGGCAACGAGCCGCCAAUCAUGCAGUCGCGCUACUUCAACGUGGCCGACCACCCCAAGGUGAAGCUGUUCCCCGGCGACAUCUCCAACGUGGACGUCACCGGCCGGAGCGCCGUCUUCAAGUCGCUGAAGCGUCGCCCCUGCCAGCCGCAGCGUGGCUACACCGAGACCAAGUGUACGGAGCGCUGCAUGUGGCAGCACGAAACGGGCCAGGUGGGCUGCCGCGCGCCCUGGAUGGCCGGCCUGACAUCGGCGCCGCCUCUCUGCAGCACUCCCCGCGACCUGAUGGACAUGCAGAGUCCGCCGGCCGUCAAACGCGGCUCCGUCGCGUGCCCGCACUGCGAGCCCUCCUGCUGCACCGAGAUGUACCAGGUGCAGGUGAGCUCUUCUCAGCACGCGGCCGGCAUGGCCAACAGGGGCACCUGCAAGAUGCUGGCGCGCUGGCCCUACCAGAUGGAGCUCUCCACCGAGGAGUUGACCUACGGCCUGAGUGGGCUCAUUUCGGACGUGGGCGGCAACAUGAGCCUGCUGUUGGGCGUCUCCGUCAUCAGCAUAGUCCAGGCCAGCGAGAUGCUGCUGAAGGUGAUGCGACAGCGCCUCCAAGCUCUGCACAUGGCCUGCCUAACCAGGGUAGCGCCGCCGUCGUGCCCGAAAAAGAAGCCGGCGUCCCCUACACGCGAUGUGGCCGGCGUGCCGGUGACGCCGGCCGGCUGGCCAGCCCUGAAGACGUCGAAGGUGCCCGGCAGCGCGCGCUACCAGUCACCGGCCGCCUGA